Siniperca chuatsi (mandarin fish) is the source of this 4487-nucleotide messenger RNA. Its product is annotated as MAGUK p55 subfamily member 4-like. Gene Ontology annotation, molecular function: protein binding. NCBI's taxonomy places the organism in Eukaryota, Metazoa, Chordata, Actinopteri, Centrarchiformes, Sinipercidae. Gene Ontology annotation, cellular component: adherens junction; plasma membrane. The coding region runs from base 264 to 3365 and encodes 1033 amino acids. The transcript has 23 exons. The record is from RefSeq and is a predicted model, not a curated record.
GGCUGGGACAGAAAAAGAUUUUAUUAAAUCCCAGAAGAAAGCAAAGACAAGCAGAGAAGGGGGGGCAGGAGAGAGGGGGGAUUAAGUCGGGUUAGAGAGGAUUAGUGUCCAUGUUGGUUUGGUUGUAGAAUCACAUCCCUGUCAGUCACCACUGGCUGCUGCUGAGUUCACACACUGAGACAUCAAACUGGACCAGAGGAAGAGGAGGACGAAGAGGAGUGGAAUAAGUCUUUUUUCCUCUGUGGCGAGUCUGGACAGUCACCAUGAGACAAGCCAUGGAGGAUGGUUUAAGUGAAGUGCUGUCCAGUGUGAUGGAGGACGUCGGUCUCGCUGUCCGCAGAAACAUUAGCGGCGCUCAGCUCCUGCAGGAACUGCUGAGUGCACCGUGGCUGCGCGCUCUGCUGAAGAUGCACGAGCGCCUGUUGCAGUUCCAGAGGUUGACACCCAGCCCCUUUCUGCCUUAUGCCUCAGGACUCUCACAUGAGAUCAUGGCUGCAGUACAGAAGGUCCACCGUCCCUCGGCUGAAGCUCGAGAGCUCCACAGCCUCCUCAGCUCGCCGCACGUCCAGGCCCUCCUGUCAGCCCACGACAGCGUAGCCCGGUCAGACUACGGACCUGUUUUACCCCCUCUGCCCGAUGAGUUGCCUGAGGACGAGGAGGCCAUGAGGAUCAUUUGUCUGGUGAAGAACAACCAGCCGCUGAAUGGAGAAGAGCGCAGAGGAAUUGUAGGAGACGGAGUAGGAGUGAUUCGCAGUCGCUGGAGCAGCCUUCAUCGCCUCACGUUGGAGCGUCUCGUCCCUGUGAGGAGGGCGUGGUCGGGGGAGGAGCUUAGAGCAACUGAAAGUGAAGCCAGGCCUUUGCCCCUCCCCAGGGGAGCACAGUCUCGUCCCUUCCUCCCCCGCUAUGAGUCAACAGGAAGCUGCUGUUUGUGUCCGCAAACUGCAGAGCUUUGGAAGAAAGGGCUCAACCAAUCAGCUCCCUCUGUCUUUAGUCCCGCCCCCUGCACUGGUUCAUUUUCAGAGAAACCUAAACACAACGAGAGAGAAGGUGCCUCUACUGGAGGGAGCAGUGAUGACUACGCCUACCCUCCUCCUCCAGUCCCAGCUUACAGUCUCAGCCUUCCCAACUCCCCCGUCCUAUACAAAAAGAGGGCUACAGGGGGACACUCAAGGAACAUCCCUACACCCGGCAGAACCCCCACUUGUACUGGGAUGAACCCUCUUAGAGCCCACACAGCACCUUCUAGUCCAGCGGCUCAUCCCUCCACUCGGCAGCAGGGGGUUAGCACUCUCCCCACCCCUGGCAGGCAACGUGGGUGUCAAACUGGAUCUCAUAACAAACGCCAAGAAGAGCCUCUAAAUCAUCCCUUGAUGGUCCAGUACUCUGCUGCUCCUCGUCACAAUGGAUGCCAGAACCAACCAAAACAGACAAGAAAAGAGCAGCAACAACAAAAACUCCGUCAACAUCCUCAGCCUCCUGAGUUCACCAAACAAUGCAGCGUGGAGGAGCUCAGGUCCACUGUUCAGACGGUGGCCAGCAGUAUUGAGCAUGGCACUCAGGACAUUCGCCAUCUUGGCCAGAAGAUGACGGCAGCGACAGAUAUGAUCACAGAUAGCGUGGAAGAGAACGCCCAGGCGCUCAACCUGCUGGCUGAGGUGGUUGACAAGCUCCAGGGGCUCAUUGUGGCCAGCAAACACCCCGAGUUGUCACCUCCACGCAGGCCGAAACAGCGCCUUCCUCCCCCUCCUCCUCCAAGGGUCUCCUCAAUGUCUCCCAAAGUGGUCCGCAAACCUCCCACACCCUACCCACGCCGCCUCUCGUUUUCCUCUUCUUCUUGCUCCUCAUCCUCUUCGUCCACAUCUGUCAGUUCCUGUGUGGAUGGUUUUGCAACAUCUAGGAGUCCAAAACGAAUGAACGGAGGCUCCAAAAGGACGGUUGUGACCUUUGGUGCCACCCACAGGGCAAGUGGUAGUAUUGGACAGGGGGCGACUAUAAGGAGGGACGAGGAGACGGGAGAGAUCUACAUCGCCAGGGUGAUUCAUGGAGGACUGGCCGACCGCAGCGGACUCCUCCAUCCUGGUGAUCUGUUAGUGGAGGUGAACGGAAAUCCUGUGGUGGGUCUGGAGCCAGAACAGGUCAUCCAGAUACUGAUCAAUUCCCGGGGAACUAUCCUGUUUAAAGUCAUUCCAAAUGCAGCUCAGAGCAGCAGCAGCCAGACGUCGGUGUAUAUGAAGGCGAUGGUGGACUACUGCCCCCUGCAGGACUCCUCCAUCCCCUGUCCGAAUGCAGGAAUGGCAUUCAGCAGAGGAGACCUGCUGGAGGUGGUCGACCAGUCGGACGGACAGUGGUGGCAGGCCAGGAAGCUGCCCUGUACUGUGUCCUGCGCGGGUCUGAUUCCCUCUGCCAGCAUGCUGAAGAGUAAACAGAGGGAACAGUGGUGGUGUCAGCCAUUACAGGUGCAUACCUGCAUCAGACCCUUGACCCUGGCUGAAAACGAGGACGAUCGAACUGAUGACAAACGCACCGUGACAGAGCUGGAAGAAACACAGUUUGGUGAGGCUGACUCUGAUGUUACUGAUGGAAUCUACCUGGCUGGUUUCCGUCGGAGUUUCCGUCUCUGGAGGAGGACGUCCUACAGGAGGAGGCGGCAGUCCUGCACGUCCUGCUCACCCAACAGCAGCGCUCUGUCCACGCCCUACGAGGAAGUGGCUUUGUACCAGCGCCCCCCGCAGGAGAACCACCGCCUCAUCAUCCUCGUCGGAGCUUCAGGAGUUGGAGUUAACGAACUGAGGAAAAGACUCAUCAAACUGAACCCUUCCACCUUCCAGGGACCCGUACCUCACACCACUCGGCCAAUCAGAGCAGGGGAGCAGACGGGAAGAGAGUACCACUUUGUCACCAAAGAGCUGUUUGAGUACAUGGUCUGCAACCACAGGUUCGUGGAGUACGGGGAGUCUAAGGGACACCUGUAUGGGACCAGCACUGAUGCUAUUGAUGAGGUGCUAAAACGAGGACGGAUGUGCAUCAUCGAUGUUGAACCACAUAGCGUCCAGCCGCUGCGGACGAGGAAACUGAAGCCCUACGUGAUCUUCAUCAAAGCUCCCAGCCCAGACAGACUGCGACAAACUCGGAGAGACGCCCGAAUCAUCACCAACUACACCGUCAACAGGGCGUUCACAGAGGAUGACUUUGUGGAGCUGGAGGAGGCGUCCCGGGUGAUGGAGGCGAAGUACAAACAGCUUUUCGACUGCGUGCUGGUGAACGACGACCUGCAGGACGCCUGCAUGCAGCUCUGCUCCGUCAUCCAGGAGGCUCAGGACGAACCACAGUGGAUACCGGUCAGCUGGAGCCGGACGCAGGAGUAACGCAGGCGAGACGGAAGAAGACAAAAUGACGAGAUGAGGACAGAGAGAUUAGGAUGGGAAAGAACGCGAGAAUAAGGAGAGGAAAAAGAAGUGUUGGAUAAAAGAAUAUAAAGAACUGGUGAAAGUAACAGACAGAGGACAGAGACGGGCGGGAGAUGGAGGAGGAAAUGGGAGAAAGAGAAAAGACCUUUGUAUGGAGACAAAUGAGAGGAGAGGGAACAACGUUAUGACAUGAUGGAGAGGAGCAGACGGUAAAAAUACAGUUUUUCCUGUUUGUCUGCAGUUUUAGCUGUACGAGUAUUUUUUCUGAGGAAGCAAAGAAGCAUGUUUUUCAGAGCUGAAUGACAAAGAAGGCAGGAAAGUAUGAAGACCUCUAAAUUCUGUUUUUAUUCGUUCUCGGUGUCGGCAGGAUAUCAGGCUCAGUAUUAGUGCCGACCAACCAGCUUCAGCACCAAAACCAACACCGAGACUGAAACUGAUCGCACGUUAACUCGUGUCUUCUGUUGAAAGCUGCACUUUAAAGUUAGAAUCCUUCAGAUUUUCAUGUAAUCAAACCUUGUUUAGACGCAACUCACGGUUGACCUUUUUUCAGGAAUUCAGUGUAUUCAGAUUUUUAAUUAGCUCUCUAUAGAUGAAUUGUAGGUGGAAGUAGACCAGUUACUGCUCCUAUAACCCUGUGCUGUAUGCAAAGGAUUCUUGAAGCGAAAUCUGUCCAGAGGAUCCUGUGGAGCUGCUUACAUGUUGGAAAUAUCAUCAGUGCCGUUAAAAUACAGCGAAUAAUUCAUAAACAGUGAAUCUUUAGUCGAGUUCUGUGCUGUUAACUUUGGACAAAAACUCCAGAUUCAGCUGAUAAUUCUGUAGGUUCAUCACCACCGGAGACACCUCGCAUGUUGUCAUUUCAUACAUCUUUAUAAAAAUAUCCAUUAUAGCUGCUUUAAGUGCAGUACUUGUCACUUUCCACCUCUCUGCUCUCAGACUCCACCACAUUAGACACCUUCUCAGUCAGCAGGCUUCUGAAGACUUCCCCAGUGAUCAUCACAGACUGGCUGCAUCACGUUUGUUUUAUCCUGGACGAAAGUGAACAUGUACAUAUGUGUGCUAAUUAAAGAUCAAGAAAAAUCA